This is a messenger RNA of Alosa sapidissima (American shad), 2401 nucleotides long. RefSeq names its product UDP-glucose pyrophosphorylase 2a (gene ugp2a). The transcript is spliced from 10 exons. The record is from RefSeq and is a predicted model, not a curated record. The coding region runs from base 198 to 1724 and encodes 508 amino acids. Lineage: Eukaryota; Metazoa; Chordata; Actinopteri; Clupeiformes; Clupeidae. Gene Ontology annotation, cellular component: cytoplasm. Gene Ontology annotation, biological process: UDP-alpha-D-glucose metabolic process; glycogen metabolic process. Gene Ontology annotation, molecular function: UTP:glucose-1-phosphate uridylyltransferase activity.
CAGUCCUCUGCCACAGUCUCUUUGAUUGCGUCUUCCUCACACGAGCAAUCACCUGCUCGGUGUCCCGUUAGAUUCUUUGCUUCUCGGGUUGGGUUGAAGUAGAAAGUCCCAUCUAGGAGGACCAAUUGCAAUUCUUGGACCACUGCAAGAGAGUUGAGUUGCGUUUAGUUGAGUUCGUCCUAACUCAGGUGAUAGGAAUGGCUUUCGUUCCAGCGGGGUUGGGUAAGGGCACUAACGGUAUGACGGAGUUCCAGGAGAAGAUGCGGCAGCAGCUGGAGAGCUCCAUGCACGCCGAGCUGGACAAGCUGGUCACCACCGGCACGGGCAACGACGCUAAGAUUGCCCAGAAGGACUUCGAGGGCUUCAAGAAGCUCUUCCACAGGUUCCUGCAGGUGAAGGGCCCCUCAGUGGACUGGGCCAAGAUCCACAGGCCCCCAGAGGAAUCCAUCCAGCCGUAUGACAAGAUCUCCGCCAAGGGGCUCCCGGAGGGCAUCCCCGAGAGGGAGGCCCUCAACAAGCUGGCCGUGGUCAAGCUCAACGGAGGCCUGGGCACCAGCAUGGGCUGCAAGGGCCCCAAGAGUCUCAUCAGCGUCCGCAACGAGAACACCUUCCUGGACCUCACCGUGCAGCAGAUCGAGCACCUGAAUAAGACCUAUGACGCAGACGUGCCCUUGGUCCUCAUGAACUCCUUCAACACGGACGAGGACACCAAGAAGAUCCUGCAGAAGUACACCCACCACCGCGUCAAGAUCCACACCUUCAACCAGAGCAGGUAUCCGCGCAUCAACAAAGAGUCACUGUUGCCCGUGGCGACCAACCUGGGCCUGACUGGCGAGAACGCGGAGGCCUGGUACCCGCCGGGUCACGGCGACAUCUACGCCAGCUUCCACAACUCGGGCCUGCUGGACCAGCUCAUCGCCCAGGGCAAGGAGUACAUCUUCGUGUCCAACAUCGACAAUCUGGGCGCCACUGUGGACCUGCACAUCCUCAACCACCUCAUCAGCCAGCCCGCCGACCGCCGCUGCGAGUUCGUCAUGGAGGUCACGGACAAGACCCGCGCUGACGUCAAGGGUGGUACGCUCACUCAGUACGAUGGCAAGCUGCGUCUGCUCGAGAUCGCCCAGGUGCCCAAGGCCCACGUGGACGAGUUUAAGUCCGUCACCAAGUUCAAGAUCUUCAACACCAACAACCUGUGGAUCUCCCUGCCCGCCAUCAAGCGGCUGCAGGACAAAAAUGCCCUGGACAUGGAGAUCAUUGUCAACCCCAAGACACUGGAUGGCGGUCUGAACGUGAUCCAGCUGGAGACGGCGGUGGGCGCCGCCAUCAAGAGCUUCGACAACGCGCUGGGCAUCAACGUGCCGCGCAGUCGCUUCCUGCCGGUCAAGACCACCUCUGACCUGCUGCUGGUCAUGUCCAACCUGUACAGCCUGGACGCUGGCUCGCUCACCAUGAGCCCCAAGCGCGAGUUCCGCACCACGCCGCACGUCAAGCUGGGCAGCUCCUUCACCAAGGUCCAAGACUACCUGAAGAGAUUUGAGAGUAUACCAGACAUGCUGGAGCUGGAUCACUUAACAGUGUCAGGAGACGUUACAUUUGGAAAACAAGUCGCCCUCAAGGGCACUGUCAUCAUUAUUGCUAAUCACGGAGAUCGGAUUGAUAUCCCUGCCGGAGCGAUGCUGGAGAACAAGAUCGUAUCCGGAAACCUGCGCAUCCUCGACCACUGAGGUCGCAGCGACGACGACAAGAAACCAACCAAACAAGCAAACAUCACAACAACAAAACAAUUAAACCGCACAGACACACAGUUCUACGAUCAUAAUGACCCUAAAACACCCAGAUACCACCUCCCCCUGUGUGUGUGUCUACCUUUGGAGGAAAGGACAUUGUUUGAUGUUUAUCCAUCCGUGUCUUUGUGUCAUCUUGGCCCGUCUCUUUCAACGUCCCAAAAAAUCCGUUAGACAAUCAUGCUGCCCUUAUGUGGAAUGUCUUAGAAAUGUGCAGGGUGUAACCCUCUUCCUUCCCCCCCCCCCCCCCCCCCCCAUAUGAAUGAACAAGACUACCUCUGAACACUCGCAUGGGUGCAUGCUCCCUUUUAGAACUUGAGACGAUGUGUGACCCAGGAAGUGAAUGAGUGUAUGAAAGAAUGGACGAACGAAAGAAUAAAAGUGCAACCUCCACUGUUACACCUAUAUAAGGGAGCGUGACCCAGGAAGUGUAUAAGUGAAUAAAUGGCCGAGGGUGUGACCUCUGCUGUCCCAGACUCCAUCCCUGACGUACUGACUGUAUUCGUCUAAGCUCGAUCUAUGCUCAGUUCUGUUGUUACAAGGCUUCCCAGCAAUGCCCACUGGUGCCUGAGUUCAUUGUGACAUCAAUAAAGGUGCAAUACAUGGACUCAACAUGC